Molecule: messenger RNA, 423 nt
Organism: Saprolegnia diclina VS20
Lineage: Eukaryota; Oomycota; Saprolegniomycetes; Saprolegniales; Saprolegniaceae
Exons: 2
Coding region: 1-423 (140 amino acids)
Cellular component (GO): membrane; endoplasmic reticulum
Molecular function (GO): long-chain fatty acid-CoA ligase activity
Source: RefSeq, a predicted model, not a curated record
AUGGAGAUUUGUCGAAAGUGCGGUCCUUUCUCAAAUGACUGCGGUGAUAGCAGCCGAGCGUUUGACCACGGCGACAGCUUCCGGUCGAGUCUCGUGGCCGUCAUUGUCCCCGACGAGAUCGCUCUCUCGGCGCUUGCUGCGUCACUGCAACUCGGUGGGUCGUUGGCCGACUGGUGCCGUAACCCCGAGAUCGUAUCCGCCGUCCUCGACAAUUUGACCAAGCACAGUAAGCAGAAAGGUCUACUCGGAUUUGAGACGGUGCGCGCGGUGCUGCUCGAGCCGACGCCUUUCUCGGUGGAGGACGGCUUGCUUACGCCGACGUUCAAGCUCAAGCGUCACGAUGCCAAGGUCGUCUACGCCAAGGUGAUCGACGCGCUUUAUGCAAGUAGCGGCGACAGCAACCUCAAGGCGACGCUCGAUUAA